This is a messenger RNA of Miscanthus lutarioriparius, 603 nucleotides long. Lineage: Eukaryota; Viridiplantae; Streptophyta; Magnoliopsida; Poales; Poaceae. The record is from the annotation of a GenBank genome assembly.
AUGGAGUGGGACAGCGAGAGUCCGACGGCGGCAGCGCCGGCGGCGCCCGGCGAGGAGGAGGAGGAGGAGCGGGAGGCGAGCAAAAUAUAUAAAACAGAAGAACCUGUUAAGCUAUGGGUAAACAAGGUUGGGCCUUACAAUAAUCCUCAAGAAACUUACAACUAUUACAGUCUCCCAUUUUGUCAACCAUCUGAAAACCCUGCACAUAAAUGGGGUGGUCUCGGAGAGGUCCUUGGUGGAAAUGAGCUGAUUGAUAGUCAGAUCGAUAUAAAGUUCAUAAAGAAUGUGGACAAGGGGGCCAUUUGCACAAUUGAACUUGAUGCUCAAAAGGUUCAGCAAUUUGCUAAUGCCAUUGAAAACUCAUAUUGGUUUGAGCUUUUCAUAGGUUUUGUUGGGGAGACUGACAAAAACAAUGAGAACAAGCACUACCUUUACACUCAUAAGAACAUUGUUAUUAAAUACAAUGUUUUGGUGAGUGGGCAGAAGGUUCAAGAGCUUGGCCUGCAAGUCCUUGCAAGGAUCAGAGGAUAUGCAGAUGCAGCUCAAUGUGUAAAUAGGAACUUAGGUAACCCUGCAAAUCCAAGCUUUGACAUUGAUACUUGA